GCUCCUCCCCCCCACCCCCCCCCCCCCCGUGUUGCGGUUGUUGUCGUCGUUGGGUGCCUGCAUGAGUGAAAGAGGUGUGAGCAUGUGUGCCGACUUGAAAGGAAGAGUGAGGAUGCGUGGUGGGCAGAUGUAGUGAGUGUGUUGUUGUCGUGAGAGUCGUGUUGUACUUGCAGCGUUUCUCUGUGGACGACGGCCGGACCGGCUCGAUCAGCCUGCUGCCGGGAUGUCUUCUUCUGGGGGUUCAACGGACGGGAGCCAGAGAAACUCUCUGGAGCUGGACGGGGGGGCGCAGGGCCAGCGGGGGCCCCCUGCGGAGCCGCCCGGCGUGGGGGGCCAGGUGAAGCUGAAGAGGUACAACCUGGAGGACAACUUCCACCACGACAUGGAGCAGUACCUCUCCACGGGGUACCUGCAGAUCGCCGAGAGGAGAGCGCCGAUAGGCAGCAUGUCGUCCAUGGAGGUGAACGUGGACAUGCUGGAGCAGAUGGACCUCAUGGACAUGUCUGACCACGAGGCCAUGGACGUGUUCCUGCACACCGGCGGGGACGACAACAGCGCCGCCUCCCCUGUCACAGGCCCUGACAUGGAGCCCUACACCACAGAGAUCAGCCUGAAGGUGCCAACACAGGCGGAGCUACGUCACAAGCUCUCCUCCCUCUCCCCCACCUGCACCGACAGCCAGGACACCGAUGGAGGAGAGGAGGAGGACGACGGAGAGGCGGAGGAGCAGGGGGGAGGUGGAGGACACAGCGGGAGGAGCAGUGGCAGUAGUAGUAGGAGGAGGAGGCCCAAGGAGGCGGGGGGGCAGGGGAGAGCCAGUAAGGAGCCGGUGGGGGCUCCUCUUGGGAAGAACUGAAGAGGAAGGUGGAGCUCAAGACUCUUUUGGGUGGAGUAGAGAGAGAUUCUUUGCUUCCCAGAUCAGAACAGUGGGGAGGACCUCUGCCGAUAACCCCCAGGACUUGAUCCAGUCCACAGCAACGGAACCGCCCGGAACCAUAAUUAAUUUACAUGCCUGUGGUGUUGGCCAUUACCGUCUCAAACUUCUCUUUUGCGGAGAAAUGUUGAUUUGUGCGUGUGACUGCAGCAUCCUCCAUUCUCCGCCAUAUCUCUGGACUUCUUUACGCUGAAUCGCUUUCUUGAUGGUAAUAAACUCUUCAUCCCACCGGGACGGAUUGCGGGAAAAUACAGCGCUGGGCAGGGGAAUUGAACCGGUGUCCCCGUCUCUGUGCGCUCAUCGGUCCGAUUUAUAGGCCUAUUGUGCGACACGGAAGUGAUAUUUACAGCAUAGUAAAUUGUCUUUUUUAUCCCCUAUUGGAGAACCGUAAUGCUUUAACGGUGUGUGUUUGGGUUGAGCAUUUAUAUUGAAUGACCUUUGUGAUUGCACAAACUAAUGCAAUUUCAGAGUCGACGGAGCGGCUAAAUGCCACAUUGAGCUCAGAUGCCCGGUGGAGAACGAGGCAUGGUGGAUUAAAUAAAGUAAUUAUGAAAAUAAUUAGGAUGGCGACUUUGGUUCCAACGUUAACAUUCCAGACGUUUCAAUAAAUCAAUCUUUGCAGUCAUAUGAAUACACUGUUGGCGAUAUGUUGAUGAGCUGUUUUAAAAACCUUCAGUCCAAGUCAGGAGGCUACUAAUUCUACUAUUUUUGAUAUGGUUGGUGAGCUUUUCUUUUUGCCCCGUUUGUGAUAUCGUGUGAUUGUCCAAUUGAAAUGUGGUUAAACCCAUAACUGGUUAUUGAUUCAUGUUCAUGUAACAAUAAUUCACCCGCCCAUACAGACUCUCCCUUUAAAUGGCGUUUGUCUUAAUAAACUCCUGUG
Gadus macrocephalus (Pacific cod) is the source of this 1814-nucleotide messenger RNA. RefSeq names its product dystrobrevin binding protein 1b (gene dtnbp1b). Gene Ontology annotation, cellular component: cytoplasm; BLOC-1 complex; plasma membrane. The transcript has 5 exons. Lineage: Eukaryota; Metazoa; Chordata; Actinopteri; Gadiformes; Gadidae. Gene Ontology annotation, biological process: platelet dense granule organization; regulation of synaptic vesicle exocytosis; negative regulation of protein kinase activity. The record is from RefSeq and is a predicted model, not a curated record. The coding region runs from base 224 to 856 and encodes 210 amino acids.